AUGAGAGAGACGAUGGACAAAAUCCCAAAUACCAAUCAUGGAUCUGGCUGUUUUGAACAUUGCCCGCCUCUGCAAAGCAGCACGACGACUUCUCCUGCGGUCAGCCGCCUCCUGAGAUUUGGAGCCGUCGCCCUCAUUGUUGGAGCAGUGUUGAUGUUGUGUGCAUCGCUGGCUGCUCUCUACUUGUGGAAAGUCAGCGAUAGCAAUGUUUAUAAUGUCCGCUACAGUAUGAACAUCAAUGGGGAGGUGAGGCAGGGCUCCGUGGAAAUUGAUUCAGACAACAACCUGAAGAGAUUUAAAACUGGGAGUGGAGCUGAGGAAACUGUGGAGAUUCACGACUUUCAAAUUGGAAUCACCGGAAUACGCUUCUAUGGAGGAGAAAAGUGCUAUAUAAAAUCCCAAAUCAAAGCCAAUCUUCCACACAUAGGAGCUGUCAACAAAGAGUCGCUGAUGUUUGACCUGACUGAUGAAGUAAUUCCAGUGAGUUUUGAUGAAGAGUUCCUCAUGUGGGUUUCUGCUGAACAGCCGCUGAAGGACACCAGCUUUCUGAGCAACACAAUUCUGGAUCUUUGCGGGGAUCUUCCCAUUUACUGGCUGCGACCUAUUUAUUCUAAAGAUGGGGAGAGAAGAAAGAGAGACACACAGCGAGCCAAACGGCAGUUUAACAUAGAGGAGAUAGAGACAUCUGCUGACGAGAGGAGCCCAGUGAGUCACACGGAAGAUGACACCUCCAAAGUCAUGGAAAAAGAGGAGGGGGCACACUCUGCUGCGGGGUCAGCAUACAAUCCUGAAAACCCCUAUCAUCGCAGUGGAGGGUCCAGAGAGGAAGGUGCCAUGACCUUUGACAGCAUGUUGGACCACCAGGGGAUCUGCUGUGCAGAGUGCCAACGCCGCUACACUCACUGUCAGAGGAUAUGCGAGCCUCUGCGCGGACACUGGCCGUGGCCUUACAACUACAGAGGGUGCCGGGUGGCUUGCCGAGUCAUUAUGCCCUGUCGCUGGUGGGUGGCACGCAUUUUAGGUCUAGUGUAA
Pseudoliparis swirei is the source of this 1032-nucleotide messenger RNA. RefSeq names its product chondromodulin (gene cnmd). Gene Ontology annotation, biological process: negative regulation of endothelial cell proliferation; negative regulation of angiogenesis. NCBI's taxonomy places the organism in Eukaryota, Metazoa, Chordata, Actinopteri, Perciformes, Liparidae. The record is from RefSeq and is a predicted model, not a curated record. The coding region runs from base 1 to 1032 and encodes 343 amino acids. The transcript is spliced from 7 exons.